This is a messenger RNA of Plasmodium coatneyi, 981 nucleotides long. Its product is annotated as Heat shock 40 kDa protein. The transcript is spliced from 2 exons. The annotation marks the transcript as partial. Gene Ontology annotation, cellular component: cytosol. The record is from RefSeq and is a predicted model, not a curated record. Gene Ontology annotation, molecular function: protein-folding chaperone binding. NCBI's taxonomy places the organism in Eukaryota, Apicomplexa, Aconoidasida, Haemosporida, Plasmodiidae.
GACUACUAUUCCAUUCUCGGGGUGAGCAAAGAUUGCACCACAAAUGACCUGAAGAAGGCGUACAGGAAGCUAGCCAUGAUGUGGCACCCGGACAAACAUAAAGAUGUCAAGUCCAAAAAGGAAGCAGAGGAAAAAUUCAAAAACAUCGCAGAGGCGUAUGAUGUCCUGUCUGAUGAAGAGAAGAGAAAAAUUUAUGAUGCCUAUGGGGAGGAGGGACUCAAGGGUUCCAUCCCCACGGGUGGGGGCACCUACGUGUAUAGCGGUGUGGACCCUUCGGAGUUGUUCAGUCGUAUUUUUGGCUCCGAUGGCCACUUUUCCUUCUCCUCCGGUUUUGACGAUGACUUUUCUCCUUUCUCCACGUUUGUGAAUAUGACGUCCCGGAAGGCGAGACCCUCCGCGUCUACAAACGUAAACAACAACAACUACAACAGCAAACCCGCCACAUUUGAAGUGCCGCUCUCACUAACCCUGGAAGAACUCUACAGCGGGUGUAAAAAAAAGCUAAAAAUAACCCGAAAAAGAUUCAUGGGUUCUAAAAGCUACGAAGAGGACAAUUUCGUAAGCAUAGAUGUAAAGGCAGGCUGGAAGGAUGGAACAAAAAUAACUUUCUAUGGAGAAGGAGACCAGCUCUCCCCAAUGAGUCAACCAGGCGACUUGGUUUUCAAAGUAAAAACAAAAACACACGACAGAUUUGUACGCGAGUCAAACAAUUUAAUAUACAAAUGCCCCGUACCACUGGAUAAAGCUUUAACUGGCUUCCAGUUCAUUGUGAAGACGUUAGAUAACAGAGACCUAAACGUACGAGUAGAUGAAAUUGUUACCCCCCAAACGAAAAAAAUUGUGUCGAAAGAAGGUAUGCCUUCUUCAAAAAUGCCCAACACCAAGGGAGAUCUUAUCGUAGAAUUUGACAUUAUAUUUCCAAAAAACUUGACUAGCGAAAAGAAGAAAAUUAUACGAGAAGCGCUAGUUAAUACAUUCUAA